GGCAUGAAAGUAGUACCUGCCUUCCAUGAAUUGAAUUCUGGACCAGGUGACUCUCUGGCUGCUGUAUCAGAAUUGCUUUGCUGGUGGGCUAAUGUUGCUAUAACAGAUCUCCAUUAGAGACCGUUCCCCAUCCAUCUCCCUGAGAGGCGGUUCUCACUUCCCUCGCUGUUGGUGAUGGAGCUGAUUCACUGACCGCCCGCCUUAUGUAAGAGUCACACCGCAGCCGGCCUUCCCUGCCUGCCUGCCUGACACAGCGCCCGGCUGCGGUUCACCGCGGGCUGGAGGGCAGAAGCGGCCGGUGCCCGGUGCCGGCAGAGCGGGCGGGGAUGCGGUAGCGGCGGGGACGGGAACGGGAACGGGCCAGUGCCGCGGACACACCGUGACGUCAGCACCGGGCGGGGCGGGCCGGCGGAGCGGGACGGCAGGUUAAGCAACAAUGGCAUUUGUGAAGAGCGGAUGGCUGCUCCGGCAAAGUACCAUUUUACGGCGCUGGAAGAAGAACUGGUUUGAUCUGUGGUCUGAUGGCCGCUUAAUAUUCUAUGAUGAUCAGAGUCGCCGUGAUCUGGAGGAUAAAAUCCACAUGCGGAUCCACUGCAUCAACCUCAGAGUGGGAAGUGAAUGUCGAGAUUUCCAGCCUCCAGAGGGGAAGCAGAGAGACUGUUUACUGCAGAUUGUUUGCCGUGAUGGGAAGACAGUCAACCUCUGUGCAGAGAGUGCAGAUGACUGCCUGGCAUGGAAAAUUGCUCUCCAGGAUGCCAGAACAAAUACAGGCUACGUGGGAUCUGAUGUGAUGUAUGAUGAGACAGCCAUUUCCUCAGCCCCUCCUCCCUACACAGCUUAUGCCACACCAUCACCUGAGGUUUAUGGCUAUGGCUAUGAUCAGUACCAUGGUGCAUAUCCCCCCGUGGGCCCUCAGGUCUUCUAUGCCUCCAAUGGACAAGCUUAUUCUCUUCCCUAUCAGUAUCCAUACCAAGGACCUUAUGGCCAGCCCCCUGCAAACCACGUCAUCAUUCAGGAGCGUUACCGUGACAGCGAUGGAGAUCUUGCACUGGGCAUGCUGGCUGGAGCAGCAACUGGAAUGGCUCUGGGAUCAUUAUUUUGGGUCUUCUAGAUUACCCUUUCCUUAUCUCUGUAGUUUCAAACCCCUUUAUUGUGUGCAAUAAUAUAUUGGCAAUGUUGUUUACUGUUAAACUUUGAAAAAUUCAAUAGUUAUUUUUCAGUAGUGACAUCUUAAUAACUGAUUCUUAACUGUCUUAAUGAGAGUUUAAAGGCACCAUUUAGUUAAGUGGUUGGAGAUGGCAUGUGCUGCUCUUGAAUUCUGGUCUGAUGUACAGAAUUAUAAGGGUCAAUAUGAGCACCAGUGUCACGUGGUAGCAGUCACCUUCUUUAUGAGCAGACUGUUAUUGUAAACACCAUAUGAAAAAAGGGUUUUGAGGGGGAGGGGUCUAAGUUCUAGUUCAAAUAAAAGGUUAACAGGAGUCCUGCAUUAGUAUGGACACACUACUGGCUUUUAAACAUUCCCUGGAAAAGCACAGAGCUCAGCAGAGAUUCCUUGGGCAUUAGAUAGUCUGCCGUGCUUGAGGGUUUUUUUGUUUUCAGACUUGCCUGCAGAUAGUAGUGUGCUUUCUUAGGUGGAGCCCUGUUCUUCUCACACCAUCCAGGUAAAGUUGUCUCUGAGAAUGUAUGAGCAAACCACUCAGAAGCAGCAGCACUGUUCAAUUCUUUUAUUCUCCCAGAAAUGUGAAUGACCAGUGGCAAGGAAGAGCAGUGUUUGUUGUUCUAGCUCCCUCUUUAUCCUGGAUGACUCUUCUGUGGUCAGAUAGAAGUAGCAGAUCUUUAGCUUUGGAGGUGUCUGCAGAACAGCAGCCUCAGACACUGCACAGCUGCAUUGUUAGGAACCAGCCAUUGUCCUGUGUCUGUGUUUGUCAUUGCCAUGGCUCUGCAGAGGCUGCAGGAGGAGAAUGAACUUGAACAGCCCUCGCUCUGUUGGGCCUCCCAGCCCCUCUGCAGGCAGGAACAGUCAGGAGGGGAGAGACAAGUAGACCUUGCACACAGGCACUUUGAUAUCAGCUGCCUUGCCAGGGCUAGGACAGGAUGCCUGCCUCAGCCACCAAGGUUUCCUGAAACAGGUUCCUUAUUUGCAACUAAUUUUGAGCACACCUGAGCUUGGAUUUGUUGUAUGCACACUUCACAUUCAGCAGGUCUCCUCUCCAUGACUUGUUGAGAAAAACACUCCAAAGAACCUGUCUGGUUUUGCUUGUAAGAAUGGUUUCUGUGUGCUGUGGACUGUACCCUGGAGUGCAGCUGUUUUGUGUGUUACAUGGCCUGUUCUAAUCCAUGCUGAGCUGUGCUCAGCAGGGAAAGAAAUGCAUGGGCUUUCUUGUUCAGGUAAAUGAGGCAGGGUGCCUAAGUUGAGUUCUUAUAGUAAGAGGACUUAUUUUUAUACUGCCACUUUCAGCUUCCUGUAUUCAUAUACUGUUUUGAUGUUAAGUCUUACUUAUCCUUCCAUUCAGAAGAAGGUUCAUUUCCUUACAGUUCACAGGGUUUCAUGUCAGGAAAGAAGAAAACAGAUGAGAACUUGCACCCAUAUAAAUUAAACUGAAGUCCCAAUAUUCUCCAUUUCAUCCUAAAACUCUCUUGGCUCUGGCCUACUUAUUUAAGCAGUAGAGGUCCUGGACAAGAGUUUGGGUAGCAGCCAGGGGAGGCACUAGGCUUUCAUGAGCCUUAGGACUAACUCAACCAAGUGGCAUCACUGGAAGUAAACAGACAGAUGUAAUUGUGGCUGCUUUACUCAGAGUGCCCUAAUCCAGGGAAGGUGAACUGUGUUUAGGAGGCUGGCUCUGAGCUGUGCACCAAUGUGCAUGCACGUCCUUUCACAGUUUAACACAAGGUGCACGUGUUCUGCCAGUUAGAUGUACUGAAAGAACAUUCUGGAAGUGCAAAAGAGGACUAAAGUGAAAGUUUCCUAUUGCUGGUCCAAACCAAAAGAAAUUGCAGUACACUACUGAAGCUCUCUUAGAGACUUGGUAGCUAUGUGGUCAGAAAGGGAUGGAAAAUAAGUGAAUAAAAAUGUCUACCAUUUUAAAAAGCCCUUUAAGAGUGAAUUUGAUUACAGGUCUUUGCUGCUGUUUGGUUUGUGCUUUGCAAUAGUGAGUUCUGCAGAACGCCUCCACCUCUUCUUCCUCUGUGAUUCUUAAUUUGUAAGGAGUAGGGGAGAAUUAAACAACUGGGCAUCAUAUGAUUUUUUUGAAUUUCAUAAUGACCAGGAAAGGAUAACACAAAAUCAGUCAGCUAGGGGCUCGGGUUUGUUUUUGUUUUUUUUCAGAAGAGCUGUUAGUUACAGCAGGGGAACAUGUCUUUUGUGUUUUCGGGAGAUAACUCUGUCUAGGUCCCUGGUUUCUUCAAGUGAAGUAUAUAAAAUAAAGAUUGUUGAUUGCAAAACAUUCCUGGGUUGAAAUUCAAAUUAAUUUUUUUUUUUAAGUUGUAAAUUGAAGUAAUUCUCCAUUAAGAAAAUAACCUUACAGUUCUCAAUGGAAAAACUCUACAAAUUGAAGCGAAAGAUUCUAGUUUUGGCUUGGAAACAAUAGGCUGCUUUUAUACAAAAAUCAUGAACUAUUUUCUAUCUCAGAAGCACAGGCAUUUAGAAGCCAGAAAGCAAGUGUACAAACCUGUGCUGGAGCAGGAAAUCAAGAGCACAGUUAUCUCCCUGCAGGUGCUUGUAGCCUUUCUGGUCUCACUGCAGAGACAGAAGUGGCAGCAUCCCGGUGCACAAAGCAGCAGCGUGGGGACUGCCACCUGAAAACCCUGGUUGUUGAAGUCAGAAUUGCUUCCUGAAGACAUGCUCGUGUCUCCAGUUGCUCAGGACCAGAGCAGAGCUUUGGUCAGAUCCACAGUAAUGUCUGGCUGGAUGCACAGUCAUGGCUCAGUAGCCUUUCCCUGCCCAGCUCUGCACUUCAUGCAUCUGCAGCUGGUGUGGGUGCUGCUGUGAGCUGAAGGAGAUGGGGUUUGGGGCUUGGAGGGACUGCCAUGCCAGGUUCUGCAGACCAGUGGUACCACAGGGAUGGGAAGAGGCAGCAGGUGUGGCAAGAUAAUUUCCAAAGCAGAUUGAAAUGAUUGUUUGUUUCUGAACGGUGCUAUUCAUGACUAUAAUUCCAUUUAUAUUUGUGUAGUACUCAAGCACACAUUCCUGCUUUGGCCCAAUACUGAAGCCCCCUAAAGCUGCAGGAGGUUCACAGGUAGCCCAGUGCCACUGUUUUUGUGCAGUGUACACUGUCAGGUAAGGAUAAAUCUGUUCAGCAGUGCCAGGCUGUUCAGAAUUCAGUGUCAGUGCUGAUGGAGGUCAUGAGCCCAUGUGUUCUUCCUGGGACUUGGUACUUUUGGGCUCUCAGCUAUGGAUAGCUGGACAGAGCCAGACUUCCUGAGAGCAGGGUGGGAGUGCUCAGCCUCCUGGUAAGCCUGGCCACAUUACAGAGGCAAACCAGGCCCCUCUCCCACAUUCUGUUACAGCUGAAAACCUAGCUAUUGGCUUCUUUUGCAUGGAUUUGAGGGAGAGCCAGUCUCUCCUAGAGUGGGUAAAGGCUUAUGGGCUAGAGAGGAAUGGGUGGGCACUGUUUCUGUUUCUGUACAGAACAACUGCACUGACUUCCAGCAAGGACACAAAGCACAUUCCAGGCAGUGUCUAGGUGGAGCUAUUCUGCAUAUCAUCCAGCACUGACUUACUUUGGUUUGUUCUUCAGUGGAGAUUCAGUGGGUGAUGGAACCAGCUACACAUGGAGUAGAGGAGAAAAUUCUCAGCCAUGUUCCUCAGAUGUGUUUUUGCUUUUCCUCCUCAGCAUAAGACUGUGUUCCAGUCAUGGAGGGUAGCAUGCAACAAGUUUCACCUCCAGAACCUUUAUGUUCUUGUGCACUCCCUGUCUUUACUGCAGCUUUUACUGUAUGUCCUCAUUCUCAUUAUUAAUUUAUAGCAAAAUAACCAUAGAAAUAAAAUUCAUAUUUAGUGUAA
Molecule: messenger RNA, 5002 nt
Organism: Oenanthe melanoleuca
Lineage: Eukaryota; Metazoa; Chordata; Aves; Passeriformes; Muscicapidae
Gene: PLEKHB2
Product: pleckstrin homology domain containing B2
Exons: 9
Coding region: 437-1111 (224 amino acids)
Biological process (GO): regulation of cell differentiation
Cellular component (GO): membrane
Source: RefSeq, a predicted model, not a curated record